Molecule: messenger RNA, 1002 nt
Organism: Heterobasidion irregulare TC 32-1
Lineage: Eukaryota; Fungi; Basidiomycota; Agaricomycetes; Russulales; Bondarzewiaceae
Exons: 2
Coding region: 1-1002 (333 amino acids)
Source: RefSeq, a predicted model, not a curated record
AUGUUUCUCCCGCGGCACGGCGCGUCGCAGCGCGCACGGCGCCACGUCCACAUCCUAUACCCACCCGCACUCCGCCUGACGCCUCCCCAGUGCAAGCCGUCGCGCACAUCGCGCUCUGCGAUUGGCUGGUCGGUCGAGGGCCGACUGGCGUGCAGGCUCGUGCAGGGGGCAAGCAGCGCGGGGCUCCGUCUUUCCCCGCACUCCAUGAACUCGUCUUGUCUGGCCCCUUGUCUCCCCUUGUUCUUCUCCCGCUUUCUCUUCAUCCUCCUCCUUCUCUCGCUGUCAUCUGCGUUGGCUCCUGCUCAUUGUAUCGCCUCGGCCAUGGGGGUCUCACGGUGGACUGCCGCGGGCUGGGUCGCUCUCGCCUGGAUUCUGACAGCUGGCCCCGACAGAAUGCGCUCUCUCUUCGAGUCGUACUGUAGGCCAGGCCUCGUACAACGCCCUCGAGUGCACGGAUUUUACGAAGAAGCCAUUGCACGCGGCAUGUCCUCACCCUCCCCUCAACUACCCGCUGACACAUGCAUGCACUACUGGACUGCAGAGCGCGCACUCGACGCGCGCGCACGACAUGGGUCGGAUUCGUCUUUGCUGGCCUCAACACGUAUGUCGUGGCACCUCGUCAGGUUUCUGCGCAACGCCAACCGCGACGGCGUUGGGCUUCCACUCUCUCGCUGCUUAGCUUGCUACCCACGGCCAUGCACACACAAACAGGCGCCCCUUGUCCGACUCAGGCGACCUGCCACCCAGUUCCACACACGUGCUCCGCGAUCGACCCGACCAGCUGCCCAAGUGCUCAUAUCUGCUUGCCUCGAGUCGCGCGAUAUACUUGGGUCCUCGACAUCCUCGCAGGCACGUGUUCAGCACCGCGACACGCCCAAGGAGAUGCCCUCGUCGUGGAUGACAGGCCUGCGUUCCGCCGGCGCGCUGCCCGCAGGGUCGCCUCAGGCUCUCUGGACGCCGCAAGACCGACCGACAAUAUCCACGUCGCUGAUUGAUCCUUAG